Nicotiana tabacum (common tobacco) is the source of this 591-nucleotide messenger RNA. The record is from RefSeq and is a predicted model, not a curated record. Lineage: Eukaryota; Viridiplantae; Streptophyta; Magnoliopsida; Solanales; Solanaceae.
UGACCUUUCUGUUAUAUCUAAAACUACAGGGUAAAAUUUCUUCAACUGUAAUAAACCUCGGGAGCCAAGAGAUUGGAAACAACAAUGGCAAUGGCCGUUGAGGUCGCCGGCGGUGGCGGAACUUUAUCAGAAUUCUACCAGAGUUCCCGACGGCUGUUACUCAAAACCAGAGACGGUUUAGAGAGGCUCGAACGUUUCGAAUAUACCUCCUUUUCUUCUUCUUCUUCUUCUUCUUCCUCCGUGUUGUCGUCGGGCGCUGCCGUGAGCGAUCCUUCGGAGAAAUCAGUUGACGGUUUAAGAAAAGAUAUAAGUCAGAUCCAAUCGCUUUGCUCUGAAAUGGAACGUCUCUGGCGAUCCAUACCUGCUAAAUCUCAACGUGAUCUCUGGAAAAGGAAAGUGGAACAAGUGGCUGAAGAAGUUGACUCUUUGAAAGAUAGUCUAUUCUUGUCGGCUAACGCUUUCCUUCGAUGCCUUUAUUUUGUGAGCUUGGGGAUGAUAUUGGUCCUUCGCCUUUUCUGAAUGCCAGUUUUCAUCACUUCGCUUGAUCUACUGGGAACAUGGCUCUCUUCUUUAAACCUUUCAAUGGUUUCU